AUGUCUUUGAAAAUGGAAACAGUUUUUGCAUUGGUUGUAGUUUGUCGUUUAUUGUUCUCAAAUAUUGUAACAUAUGCAGAUAACUUCAACAACUGUAGCCCAGGUUUGUGCUCUGAUCCUCCCACUCAUGACACAUCAGAACACUGUUCGUGUCGUCCAGACUGUUACAUCUACAUGGAAUGUUGUUCUGUCAUGAUUAAUAAGAGCACUUCUAAUCACAAACAUUCCUAUCCAUCACUAUAUUACAGCUGUAGAACAUUCGGCAAACGUUAUGAUCGUAAAACUUUGACCGUUGACCGCCUAACAAUGAUGUUACGGAAAGAAUUUAUUCUUUGGAAUCUUUUAUAUGGAUGCGACUCCAUCUCUGAUGUAAGCUUUGAAAAUAUAACAAAUUAUCUCAAGAAGGAAAUGUGUUGGGCAGAUGUGAGACCUCCAGAAGAUUUGAAGAAAUAUUUGUAUUCUUGUAUUCCAUUUAUUUCGAGUUGUCCACAAGAUAGUAAUAAAGAACAAACGGUGGCAUGUGAGUCUGAGCCAAUGGCGUUAAUAUAUGUAAAUAGGGUGUUUUACAAAAAUAAUGACUGUGCCAAAUGUAAUGGGGUUUUAGCUCCGUGUAAUCAAUUUUAUACUACUUUCGAGCCCUCGAAAUUUAUUCCUGCACUGACAAUCCUAUUCUAUUACAACACGAAUUCCUUUAUGGUAACAAAUGAACAGACCAGUACAAAUCGUAUCGGUGUACUGAGGACCUCAUGUCCAAAGGACGCUGUCUACGAUAUCAAUACCAAUCAAUGUCGACAAGUUAUCUACCAUCCUCCACUAAACUGUACGACAACAAGAUUAAAUGAAUCUGAGUAUUACAUUACUAGUGAUGGUCGUCUCUACUUAAAUAAUACCCAACGUUUUCUAAACCAAUCAGAAUUCACUCGUGAUUCUCAAGGUAUAAUAAGUAUCUGUGGAAACAAUGAUACCAAUAAUAUAUCAAAUAUCAAUGGUAUAUCAAAAUAUUCCGUAGCUGAGAGCUAUAUCACAUUAGUGGGACUCGUAAUCUCUAUUCCAGCUCUAGCAAUCAGCAUUAUAGUCUAUCUCUGUAUACCUGAUCUCCGUUCCUUACCAGGUAAAUUGCUCAUUAGCCUUUUGUCAGCACUGUUUGUAGCUGAGCUUCUAUUUCUUAUCUCGUCACGAGUCACUAAAUCUACAGUACUAUGUACAUCUUUAGCUGCAGUAAUGCAUUAUUCGUUUCUAGCCACUUUCUUCUGGAUGAAUGUCAUGUCAUUUGAUGCUUGGUACACUUUCUCGGGACUCACACAAAUUCGAAGUAAAGGAAAAAACACCAAGAGAUUUGUAUUUUGUUCCUUGUAUGCUUGGAUCUGUCCACUUGUAAUAGUAACAGUAUCACAAAUAUUUGAGUAUAUUCCUGGAAAUCUUGGACUUUCUCCAGACGUUUACCCUCACCGCUAG
This is a messenger RNA of Octopus sinensis (East Asian common octopus), 1455 nucleotides long. RefSeq lists its product as uncharacterized. The transcript has 3 exons. Bases 1 to 1455 code for a protein of 484 amino acids. The record is from RefSeq and is a predicted model, not a curated record. Gene Ontology annotation, biological process: cell surface receptor signaling pathway; G protein-coupled receptor signaling pathway. Gene Ontology annotation, molecular function: G protein-coupled receptor activity. Gene Ontology annotation, cellular component: membrane. Lineage: Eukaryota; Metazoa; Mollusca; Cephalopoda; Octopoda; Octopodidae.